Molecule: messenger RNA, 1258 nt
Organism: Leguminivora glycinivorella
Lineage: Eukaryota; Metazoa; Arthropoda; Insecta; Lepidoptera; Tortricidae
Product: serine protease inhibitor 77Ba-like
Exons: 1
Coding region: 52-1239 (395 amino acids)
Molecular function (GO): serine-type endopeptidase inhibitor activity
Source: RefSeq, a predicted model, not a curated record
UGCUCUUAGAUAUAGCGUCAGUAUAUCGCAAGCCAUCAAAGAUCUCGCACCAUGAGAUUCUCAGUUUUAAUAUUUCUAAUAACAUCGUGCUAUUGUGAUGUGGAUUUCAGUGAACGACCGAGGAAUUUUAGCGUGGAACUGCUGUACCACACUCAAAAGGCCAUUGGUGGACAUGUUGUGAUAUCACCUUUCGGAAUCUGGACACUUAUGACCGGUUUAGCCGUCGGCGCCACCGGCGACAGCUUCGAGCAAAUAAGGAUCGCUUUUAUCCUUCCAAGGAGUCUAAAAACGGUAGUAGCCGGCUAUAAAGGCUUAACUAACUCUGUGCUAAAGAGAGCUUCUGAUGGAGUAUCUUUAACAAGUAAGAACUUUGUAUUUGCAGACGACGAUUUAUUCCUUAAACCAGGAUUCAAGCAGACUGUCACCAAAGAUUUUGAUGCUACUAUCAAAGUUCUCGAUUUUAAAGACUCAAACGAUGCUGCAGCUAAAGCUAACAAUUUUAUACUUAACUCCGGAGCUCGUGUUACAAACGUACUGUUUUCUGAAGAUUUUGAACAGUCAAGGAUGAUUUUGACAAAUGUGAUAUCUUUUAAAGGAUUAUGGACAUCACCUUUCAACGCAAGUGAUACGACCGUUGAGGAUUUUUAUAACGAAAACAAAGAAGUAAUGGGGAAAGUGAAAAUGAUGCAACAGAAAGGAGAAUUCCCUUUGACAAACAUUGUGGCUCUUAAGUCCUUCGUUUGCGAGCUGACUUAUGGAACUGAUGAGGCGUACUCCAUGCUCGUAAUUCUUCCCCACCCAGGAGUUAAAGUUGAAGACGUUUAUAAAAUACUAGAGAAUAUUACUAUUCCUGAUAUAAUAGCAAGACUCCAGCAAGAUAUAAACGACUACGGUUUAGAUGAAGUUGAGAUUAAACUACCAAGAUUCAAAAUAAGUACUAAUAUAGUUAUGAAUAGACCUUUAAAUGAUAUGGGUGUUUAUGACAUAUUUGAUCCGGCAUAUGCUAGUUUUAGCAGAGCAACGAAUGAGAGUAUAUAUGUUUCGUCCAUAGUGCACAAAGCGGAUAUAGAAGUUAGCGAGGCAGGGACAGUGGCGUCUGCUGUGUCCGCAGCUGUUUUAAGCAAUAGGUUUGGUGCAACUAGAUUGGUUGCUGACAGGCCUUUCCUGUACUUUAUUAUCGAGAGGUCCACUGCUACUGUCAUUUUUGCGGGCAUCUAUUCCAAGCCAUCUUUGUAUUAAAAUAUGUUUUGUAAUUUUA